UUUGAUGCACGAGUUUUGAGUGCACGUGACUGUUAUAAUUUGUCGUGAUUGUUCGUCAGAUUUUGUCACAGGUCCGUACAUUGAUUUCUAAUAAUGGACGCAAUGGGAUAGUGUAACCGGGUUGUUGGUUUAGAUAUUUGCCUAAAGUAAAUCUUACUGAUCAACAUCCAGUGACUCUGACAGUCGUGGUCAGCGGGUUAGAAAAUGGCUGAAUGCGCGGAUAAUCCCCAUAAUAAUAAUGGCGACGACAGCAGCACGGCUCCACUCUGUAGUAUUUGCUUGGAUGAAUUUAAAGAGCCAAAAACUAUCGACUGCCAGCAUUCCUUCUGCUCUCUCUGCCUUGACGAUUAUAUAAAAAAAUCUGCAGCGAACAACAAGUUUCACUGUCCACUGUGCCGUUUUCAAGUCCAAAUUCCUGCAGGGGGCAUAACCGACUUUGUUUCGGAAAAAGUAUUAUUAAACACAGAGAAGAAAGCACCAGGGAUGAAGUCGAAUGAAGAUAAGAAGAAAGGCUGUGAUCUUUGUAAGAGUAAUCUCCCUUCACCAUUUCAUUGUAAAGACUGUCAAAAGUGUAUGUGUAAUUCUUGCAGGACAAUUCACUGCUCUAUUCCCCUUUGUCAGAAUCAUGUUAUAAUAAGUUUAGAAGAAACUGAUGCCAUCAAGUCUGAAAGUGAAACCCAGGACAACAAGUUCCUGAGUCUGUCAAAAAAACUAGAACCCGAUAAAGACAUCUGUCAGAAACAUAACAACAGAAAAUCUACUUUUUAUUGUAAAAAAUGUUCAAAAGCUGUUUGCUCCGACUGCUUUGUUAUCAGUCAUAAUGGGCACAGUUUCUAUGAUUUACAAAGCAAAUCAACUUUACAAGAUUUGAGAAAAAAGCUUAAAUCAUGCAGCAAAGACUUAGAAAAAGAAAUAAAAAUGUUAGAAGAUUUCUCUGAAUCACUGAAAGCUCAGUUGUUAGAGGUAAAAGAUCUGUCAAAAACAACAAGAAAGAACAUUGACGAACAAGUGAAACGAAUUUGCGAAGAGGUUGAAAAGAAGGGUAAUCGACUGAAGCAGAAGAUAGAACUUACAAGUCUUGCUGAUCAAAUAAAAGUAACAAAUCUGAUAGAAGAGAAUUCAAAAAUGGUGGAAAAUUUAAAAUCUGUGGUUGAUAACACUGAUGAUGUUUUGCAGAAGGAAUAUAUUGUUCCGGUUUUGGAAUCAAUUUCUAAAUCUGUACAUCAACACGAAAAAUGUCGAUCGAGAAAGUUGAAUGUUCCUCAAAUGAGCGAUAUUUUGUUUAAAGAAUCUGUUGUUGACGUUAAAGAAUUAAUAAAACAAAUAGGAAAAUUAGAUAUUAUUGGUGAGGGAAAUAAUACAUUUAACGCUACUUUCAGCAUAAAUGAUUUUAAUGGAGGGAGCGUCCUUCAAAGUUCAAAAUAUUCAUUAAAUAAUUUGAACUGUUAUGUAUGUGUUGAAUAUCCAUAUUUUCACUGUCAAACUUCAGUAAAUGUUUACCUACAAUUCGAUGGGUGCAAAAAUUAUAUUGGUAGAAGCAUAGUCAAGGUUGUAAAUUUUAACAACAAUAAAAAUGCUUUGAUAAAGGCCCAAGAUAUAGAUUUAAAGGGUUCCAUUUAUGGCUACUCACAGAGUAAAAUCUGUUCACAAUGUAUUAGCUGGGAUAGAUUAGCAGAUCCAAAAUAUGGAUUUUUAAAAGAUGGAAAAUUUACUGUUAAAUGUUACUUUGAAAUGGAUAAAUGGUAAAAAGCCUAAUUUGUAAAAUGCAGGCCUGAAUUGUAAAAUGUAGGCCUGAUUUGUAAAAUGCAGGCCUUAUUUGUAAACUUCAUCCCAAAUUUGUAAAAUAUAAGCCUAAAUAAAAACACAACACAGAACACAGUUUAUAUGGAAAACAAUCGAUGGUUUAUACACAUAUACCUGAUGUUUCGACAAGUAUUCUCUUAACGUCGUGUCAGAUGUCUACACGCAUAAACCAGGGAUUGUUUUCCAUAUAAAUUGUGUUGUGUUUUUUUAAUGUGCUUCAUCACUAAAUCCCAAUCAAGGAUUAAUUAAACUUAAAUAGUCAAAUAUGUAGCCCUAAAUGGUAAAAUGUAGACCUAAAUGGUAAGAUGUAGGCCUAAAUGGUAAAAUGUAGGCCUAGAGGGUCAGAUGUUGGCGUAAAAUGUAGGCCAAGAUGGUCAAAUGUGGGUUCUUAAAUUCAUUUCUACAUUGUAAAAUAAGUUGUAAUAUCUGCUAAAUAAAUGAUUACUCCCAGUUUCAA
Messenger RNA from Patella vulgata (common limpet), 2260 nucleotides. RefSeq names its product E3 ubiquitin-protein ligase TRIM71. The coding region runs from base 205 to 1746 and encodes 513 amino acids. NCBI's taxonomy places the organism in Eukaryota, Metazoa, Mollusca, Gastropoda, Patellidae. Gene Ontology annotation, molecular function: zinc ion binding. The record is from RefSeq and is a predicted model, not a curated record. The transcript has a single exon.